Molecule: messenger RNA, 1863 nt
Organism: Vitis riparia (riverbank grape)
Lineage: Eukaryota; Viridiplantae; Streptophyta; Magnoliopsida; Vitales; Vitaceae
Product: fasciclin-like arabinogalactan protein 15
Source: RefSeq, a predicted model, not a curated record
CUCACUCUUCUCUCUUUUAUCAUCUCCUUUCUUCCCCCAAACCCACCCACUCUCUUCCCGAAAACAGAGAAACAGUCCAUCUUUGUCAGGGCUUUGAGCCAUGGAUUAUCACAUCUAUGGCUUCCCCAAGCUCAAGAUGAUCAACAUCCUCUUCCUCGCCUCUUUCUUCCUCCUCUCUACCCAUGCCCAUUCUUCUGCAUUGCCCAGGAAGCCCUCUUCUUCCUCCAACUCUCCUCAAAUCAACUCCAACUCUGUCCUCGUUGCUCUUCUUGACUCCCAUUAUACCGAGCUCGCGGAGCUUGUUGAGAAAGCCCUCCUCUUGCCCACCCUUGAGGACGCUGUCGGCAAACACAAUAUCACCAUCUUCGCCCCAAGAAACGAGGCUUUGGAGCGUGACCUUGACCCUGAGUUCAAGCGCUUUCUUCUCGAGCCCGGAAAUCUCAAGUCUCUCCAGACUCUUCUCUUGUUUCAUAUCAUUCCUAACCGUAUUGGUUCCGGUGAGUGGCCGGAGGGGCUUUCCGGAGACCCCACGCAUAGCACCUUGUCCAAUGAUCGGCCGUUUGAGAGUAAGGGCUCUGGUGUGAGGAGUGUGGAUCUGGCGGCGGUGGUCCAACCCGACGCCGUUCUUCGGCCCGACGGGGUUAUUCACGGGAUCGAGAGGCUGUUGAUUCCCCGGUCCGUCGAGGAGGACUUUAACCGCAGGAGGAGUCUCCGGUCCAUUUCUGCCGUUCUGCCAGAGGGGGCGCCGGAGGUUGAUCCUAGGACGCACCGCCUGAAAAAGCCAGUGUCGGUCCCUGCCGGAGCCCCUCCGGUGCUGCCGAUCUACGACGCCAUGGCCCCUGGACCCUCCCUAGCUCCAGCGCCGGCGCCUGGGCCCGGCGGUCCCCGCGGCCACUUCGACGGCGAGAGCCAGGUCAAGGACUUCAUCCAAACUCUACUACAUUACGGCGGGUACAACGAAAUGGCGGACAUUCUCGUCAACCUCACCUCCCUCGCCACCGAAAUGGGCCGAUUAGUCUCUGAAGGCUAUGUUUUGACAGUCUUGGCACCCAACGACGAGGCCAUGGCGAAGCUCACCACAGACCAACUGAGCGAGCCGGGAGCGCCGGAGCAGAUUAUGUACUAUCAUCUGGUGCCGGAGUACCAGACGGAGGAGAGUAUGUACAAUGCCGUGAGACGCUUCGGGAAAGUCCGAUACGAUACGCUGCGUUUACCGCACAAAGUUGUGGCUCAGGAGGCCGAUGGAUCGGUCAAAUUCGGAGAAGGCGACGGCUCAGCAUAUCUUUUUGACCCCGACAUUUACACCGACGGCCGGAUUUCAGUUCAGGGUAUAGACGGCGUGUUAUUCCCGGCGGAGGAGAAGGAGACCAAACUCGAAGCCAAAACGAGUCGGGUCACCAAGCUUGUUGCCAAGCCCAGGAGAGGGAAAUUGAUGGAAGUCGCAUGUAGGAUGCUAGGGGCGUUUGGUCAAGAUUCUCGUUUCACUACCUGUCAAUAAAAACACUCUCCUCCCCAAUAUCACAAAACAAAAUAUGAAACAUGUAAAGAUGAAGAAAGGUUGUACGUAGAUGCUGAAGGGGAUGUGUGCUGGAUUUGCUUGGAAACCCUGAGAAGAGAAAGUUCAUUACUGUUAUUUUGUUAUGAAUACUGUAAUUAUCAAUAUCCAUUUAUAUUUUUUUUUCCCAACUGAGUUUGUGUUUGUGUUUGAUUCAUCACCACUGGAACACCAUUGUCUUCCACCGAACUCACUGUCAUUUUUUUGGCUGAUGGGAUCCAUUGCUUGUGAGUCAAAUAUAAACCUCCUCUGUUUGAUAUUUUUGUUUUAGCUAUUGAUUAAAUAAGAAUGGGUUUUGUAUGUGUGCA